AUUCUUUGCUUCACGUCAUUGAAUUCAAUACGUGACUUACCAACCCAAUCCCAGAAACGAAGGAAUUCCCACUCGACUCGAUUCCAUUCAUAUUUUCUCGCUGAAUUUUCUAGAUAAAGAAAAGAAAAAGGAAAAGGAAAAGAGAACGUAAAAGGUUGGAUUUUGAAGAGACAUUAGAGAGAGUUUGAGAUGAAGGGUCUUUCUUCGAGGACCAAGGUCGUUAUCAGGCACUUGCCUCCUUCUCUCUCGCAGUCCGAUCUCUUUCAACAAAUUGAUGAUCGAUUCUCUGGCCGCUACAAAUGGUCUUGCUUCCGUCCCGGAAAGAUUAGCCUAAAGCAUCAGAGAUAUUCUCGAGCAUACAUAGAUUUCACCAGAGCUGAAGAUGUUUUAGAGUUUGCUGAAUUUUUUGACGGUCAUGUCUUUGUUAACGAGAAGGGCGUUCAGUAUAAGACUAUAGUCGAAUAUGCUCCUUCCCAGCGUGUUCCAAAACUUUCUAGCAGGAGGGAUGGUCGUGAGGGGACCAUUAUUAAAGAUCCUGAUUAUUUGGAGUUCCUCAAAAUCAUUGCGAAGCCUGCUGAGCAUUUACCAAGUGCCGAAAUACAAUUGGAAAGAAAAGAAGCAGAACAAGCUGGUGCUGCAAAAGAAACCCCUAUCAUUACCCCCCUUAUGGAAUAUGUUCGUCAGAAACGUGCAGUUGGAAAUGGAGCUCAGGGUUCAGUAGUUGUUGGGAAAGUUAGCAGAAGAUCUGGGGCCGGAUCUUCACGAAAGCGGCAGCCCAGCUCAUCUACGAAAAAAGUUUCGGAGAAGAAAAAGUAUAUAUUAAAGGACAAAACAAGAAAUACCAGUCGAAAGGAUAAGUCAAAUUUCACUGUGGUGCCUAGACGAGAGGAUCAACUUACGACUUCAAUUGGGAAAGAAAUAUCUGAAAUUGAAUCUGUUUCUGCAAUUGAAGGUUCUUUUUCUGGCAUUCCUGUGAUUGCUGAUUCUGGGAAGAAGAAAAUCUUGCUUCUUAAAGGAAAAAGGCCUGAAACAACUCAGCAGCAGGAGACAUCUCUAGGAAAUUCUUCUGUUUCAGGUUCUCCAAAGCAGAAUCAAAGGCGUGAGGCUAGUGGUAGGUUGAUCAGAAGCAUUCUUUUAAACAAUGAAUCUCGUCAAGGUCAAAGUUCAACUGCAGGACAGCCUCAGCAGAAAAUUGAAAAUUUGAACAUUGAAAAUGUGAAACGACUUCCACGGAAUAUGAGAGGGCUGAACGGUCAGGUUUCUCACCAUGAACUGAAUUCAUUGAAGUCUGAAGGAGACAGAAAAAAGGAUUUAGAAGACAAGUUUAUGAAGAAAGGCCAGCAUAAUGGGGGUAAUGUUAGUGAAAAGCAAGAGAAACGUACCAGAAAUAAAGACAGACCUGACCGUGGUGUUUGGGCUCCCCUUCGUCGUGCUGAUGUUUCACAUACUAGUGAUGAGCGCAUGUCAUCCUCAGUCUUGCAAUCUACUCAGUUACCCUCUGAUACCGUUGAAGGUUCUCAUAGGAAUGUUGGUCAUCGCGGAACUGUCAACAAUAUAAAAGAUGAGAUCCCCCAAAAUGCAAGUGAGGGAAAGUCUUCUAAAAGAGUUGCUGCUGUUCAUGGUGCCCAUGAGAAACAAGUAUGGGUGCAGAAAUCUUCUGCUGGUUCUUAGUAUGUGAUUGAUAGUGGCAUUCGAUCAGAAUUGAGAUUCCUCGAGUGCCUGGGAAUUGUUUGUCUUUUGUGGCUUACACCCUCAAAUGUCAUGGCACCGUCUCCGAUACUACAGCUCCACUCCCCAUUGAAGGCAUCGUGUAAAGGGCAAAUUUUUUGGGAACACAAUUAUCUGUUAAUGCCAAAUUUAAGAAACCCGUCAUGCUUGUGGACUUUUUGAUUGCGGUUACAAAGCUCUGAUACGCGGUGUUCGUGGGGAUGCAGCAAUGCUCGGUUGGAGGAGUGCGAAGUGAUGUGUCCGAGGGACAAAGGUGAUAAGUUUGGGGAAAGGAAUGUUUGAAUUUCUCAGCGUAUGACUUUUAUGGCCAUUUGUAUAUUUUUUUUUUCACUAGUGUGAAGUACAGUAUAUCUCGUGAGAGGAAAAUGCUUGGUGUGGUCUGAUUUACUUGGUUUCACCUUGAUGUAAUGGUUCACUUAUCGAAAACUGUGUAGGCCUCAUUUUAUAUGAUGGGGUUCUAUAUUGACUCAUCUUGACACAAGAAUAAUUGUCUUGAAUAAUUCUUCUACUAAAGUUACAAUCUAGGGUGCCAUUCCUAUGUUUUUUGUUUUAAA
Molecule: messenger RNA, 2282 nt
Organism: Cannabis sativa
Lineage: Eukaryota; Viridiplantae; Streptophyta; Magnoliopsida; Rosales; Cannabaceae
Product: regulator of nonsense transcripts UPF3
Exons: 14
Coding region: 190-1671 (493 amino acids)
Biological process (GO): nuclear-transcribed mRNA catabolic process, nonsense-mediated decay; positive regulation of translation
Cellular component (GO): nucleolus; cytoplasm
Molecular function (GO): mRNA binding
Source: RefSeq, a predicted model, not a curated record